Molecule: messenger RNA, 517 nt
Organism: Osmia bicornis bicornis
Lineage: Eukaryota; Metazoa; Arthropoda; Insecta; Hymenoptera; Megachilidae
Exons: 2
Coding region: 77-403 (108 amino acids)
Source: RefSeq, a predicted model, not a curated record
AACAGGUAGUGGAAGUCAAAAUACCACUAGUGCAUCAAGUAAUAGAAAUAACAUAAAAAAGUUUCCCCCAUUGAUAAUGCACGGUAAUGUUCAGGAUCAUAAGAAAUUCAUAUCAUUAAUUAAAGCCAUUGUGAAAGAAAAGUUUCAUAUUAAAUAUAGUGAAGGCAGUGUCAGUGUUCAUCUCCAGACACUGCUAGAUUAUGAAAAUUUAAAAAGCAUAUGGAAGGAAAGGGGAAUAAAUUUCCAUACCUAUACAAGGAAGGACGAGAAGAAAAGGGUCUACGUGCUAAAUGGUUUACAUAAUGAAGUAACAACAGAAGACGUACAAGAUGAGCUCAAAGAAGCAGAUGCCAAGAGUGGGGACAUUCUGCAACAAACUGUUAUGCUGAACCAGCCUGCCUGAAAUGCGCUGGUAAACACCACACCAAGGACUGCACAAAGCCCAGAACUGAACCAGCCAAAUGUGUAAACUGCGGGGAAGGACAUCCAGCAAAUGCGACCACUUGUGUAGCGUAUA